This is a messenger RNA of Pangasianodon hypophthalmus (striped catfish), 1292 nucleotides long. Its product is annotated as cofilin-2. Gene Ontology annotation, molecular function: actin filament binding. The transcript has 4 exons. Lineage: Eukaryota; Metazoa; Chordata; Actinopteri; Siluriformes; Pangasiidae. Gene Ontology annotation, biological process: actin filament fragmentation; cell motility; actin filament severing. The coding region runs from base 158 to 646 and encodes 162 amino acids. Gene Ontology annotation, cellular component: actin cortical patch; cytoplasm; actin cytoskeleton. The record is from RefSeq and is a predicted model, not a curated record.
ACGUGACUGUUCACGACACGCUCGCCCCCAUCUAAGUGGCGGGUGCGCGCGCUGAAGGGCGCGUCCGUGUGAGUCAAGUGUGCGAGAGCGAGAGACCGCAUCAUCCACCGCUCAUUCAAUUCCUCCUUUACACGCCGACUAACACAGAGACGUCGCGAUGGCCUCCGGAGUUACAGUCCAAGACCAUGUACUGACCAUCUUCAACGACAUGAAAGUGCGCAAGGCAGGGGCCAGUGACGAGAAGAGGAAGAAGGCUGUGUUGUUCUGCCUGAGUGAGGACAAAAAGCAAAUCAUCAUGGAAGAGGGCAGUGAGAUCCUGCAGGGAGAAGAGGGAGAUCCCUACCUGAAGUUUGUCAAGAUGCUGCCCCCUAAUGACUGCCGCUAUGCUCUGUAUGACGCCACAUACGAGACCAAGGAGACCAAGAAGGAGGACCUGGUAUUCAUCUUUUGGGCCCCAGAGAGUGCUCCACUCAAGAGCAAGAUGAUCUAUGCCAGCUCCAAGGAUGCAAUCAAGAAGAAGUUCACAGGUAUCAAGCACGAGUGGCAAGUGAACGGACUGGAAGACAUCAAGGACCGAAAGACUCUUGCUGAGAAGCUUGGGGGUUCUUCAGUGAUCAGCCUUGAAGGGAAGCCUCUGAUUGAUUGAGGCCAAUACUGGUGGGAUAGAGCUGUAUAGCUGUGCAUUUCAACAUGGGUAGGGCAAGGGCACAUGGCAGUGAUGCUGGUGGGUGGGCUCUAGUGGGUGGGGUGGGUUGGAUGAAAGUGACAGUUUCCAAACUCCACAAAAAAAAAUUUGGCUGUCAUUCCAUUUCACACAUACCAAGAACAAAAUAAAAAUCAUAUUGAAGGUUAUUAUAAUAACUGUACAUGUGUGCAGGCAGGUUUUGUUCUUUUCUGGUUCCUUUAGAUUGUUUAAGGAAGAUGAGGCAGAACAGCAGCCAUUACAGUUAAACUAUUGAAUCUGCAGAAUACUGUUCACAUUUACACAAUGGAUUUUUUUUUUUUUUUGCCAAACUUAUAGUUAAUUUUUCUAAGUAUGUGUGUGUAGUUGAGAUUAGGUGUAGUACAAAACAACUUACUCCAUAAGUGAUUGCACAAGAUGCAUCAAAAAGACCAUUUUGGGAACAUGUAUGUUCUCCUUUCUCAUUCCCACUUCCUUUCUUGUUUUACAAUUCCAAAUGUUUUAAUGAUUCCAGCUCUUAUUUGAAAACAUUUUGAAAUCUGAUUCUAAACUAUGGCACUGGUGUCAGGAUAUUGUUCACAUUCCUUAAAUGCAAACAUUCUGGAUCUAA